AUGAUUCCCGUCGCGACCACGACAGAAUCCCUCGCAGGCGCCAUCGCGACCGCUGCUACGACACACGGAGAUGAUGGUGGAAACGGCGAGUGCAGCCUGCUCGGCUCCUUUGCCCUCAUCGUCCAGGCCGCUCUUGGUGGACUCGCCUUGCUGUCUCUGGUUUUCAAGCGAUGGCGAGAACGGCCGCAACGCCCCGUCAAGAUCUGGUUCUUCGACGUUUCCAAGCAGGUCUUUGGCUCCGUCCUGGUCCACAUUGCCAACAUCUUCAUGUCCAUGUUGACGUCGGGACGCUUCUCGGUAGCGCUGGACCCCUCCGUGGCAGCCAACGCCCGGAGGUUCUUGAGACGGGAUGAGGAUUACACUCCCAACCCGUGCUCGUUCUAUCUGCUCAACCUCGCCAUCGACACCACGAUCGGUAUCCCCAUCCUUAUCGUGCUCCUCCGAGUCCUGACCGCCAUCAUAUCACAAACCCCUCUGGGCAAGCCCGAAGAGUCGAUCCGGUCCGGAAACUACGGCAACCCUCCAAACGUCUGGUGGUGGCUGAAGCAGUCGUUCAUCUACUUCUGCGGCCUCUUUGGCAUGAAGUUCUGCGUCCUCAUCAUCUUCCUCCUGCUGCCGUGGAUUUCCCGCGUUGGUGACUGGGCCUUGCGGUGGACCGAGGGCAACGAGCAACUACAGAUCUUCUUCGUCAUGAUGUUCUUUCCGCUCAUCAUGAACGCCAUGCAGUACUACAUCAUCGACUCCUUCAUCAAACAGCCGCAGCAUGAACAUGAGCGUCUGUCGGACGAAGACCCCGAUUGGAGCGCAGGGCACACGGGCGGUGGCCCGUACGAUGACACUGAUUCGGCGGAUCAAGAGGAUGCGGAGUCGAACGAUGUCGCGAGCCUCAAGUUGAGGAAGGCGAAGCAUGUGGACGAUGCCGAGUAUGACCCGGACGUGGACGGUGAUGUGCCGACAGUCGUUGACAGCGGUUCGAGCCGGUCAAGCCAGCAGAGAACGGACAAGGAUAUCUCGGCGGAGCUCUUUCCCAAGGAGUAA
Colletotrichum graminicola M1.001 is the source of this 1038-nucleotide messenger RNA. RefSeq lists its product as uncharacterized. Bases 1 to 1038 code for a protein of 345 amino acids. The record is from RefSeq and is a predicted model, not a curated record. Gene Ontology annotation, cellular component: membrane. The transcript has 2 exons. Lineage: Eukaryota; Fungi; Ascomycota; Sordariomycetes; Glomerellales; Glomerellaceae.